ACGGCGGCGGCGGCGGCGGCUACACGGAGUGGAAGGCAAAAUGGCGUCGGCGGCGACGGCCUGGUGCUGAGGGGAGAGCCAGGUCCUCGCGACCCCGCGUUGGGCCGCGCUGGCCGGCCGCAGCUCCCCCGGCGUGCGUCCCCGCCCUGCCCCGAUCCCGAACCCCGCGCGACCCUCGGGGCCUCCGGGGAAGGGCUCCGGCCCGCCGCGGCGCCGGCCCUCGGGCCCGUGGCCGCUGUCCAGGAGCCCCGCUCUCCCCCUGGCAGGUUAAUCACUUCGAUUGUAAAGGACUUUAACAUUCCUGGGAACGUCCCUUUCACCUUUGCUCAGAAGGAAUCUCUGAGUCCGUGGGUUAGCUCCUGAAGAAGUGCUUCACGGGGGCCACAUAUAGAUGCUUUCAUGAAGAGGGGUGAAAAACCAGAAGGGUACAGACAGAUGAGGCCUAAGACCUUUCCUGCCAGUAACUACCCUGGCAGCAGCCGGCAGAUGCUGCAGGAGAUCCGAGAAUCCCUGAGGAAUUUAUCCAAACCAUCUGAUGCUGCAAAGGCCGAGCAUGACCUGAACAAGAUGUCGACUGAAGAUCCCAGGCAAGUGAGAAACCCACCCAAAUUUGGCACACACCAUAAAGCCUUGCAAGAAAUUCGAAACUCUCUGCUACCAUUCGCAAAUGAAACGAGUUCUUCCCGGAGCCCUUCAGAAGUCAACCCACAGAUGUUUCAGGAUUUGCAGGCUGCUGGCUUUGAUGAGGACAUGGUUAUUCAAGCUCUUCAGAAAACUAAUAACAGAAGCAUAGAAGCAGCUGUUGAAUUCAUUAGUAAAAUGAGUUACCAAGAUCCUCGUCGAGAGCAGAUGGCUGCAGCGGCUGCCAGACCUAUUAAUGCCAGCAUGAAACCAGGAAAUGUGCAACAAUCAAUUAAUCGAAAACAAAGCUGGAAAGGUUCUAAAGAGUCUUUGGUUCCUCAGAGACAUGGCCCACCUCUAGGAGAAAAUGUGGUCUAUCGUUCUGAAAGCCCCAACUCACAGGCAGAUGUAGGAAGACCCCUGUCUGGCUCUGGCAUUACAGCAUUUACUCAAGCUCACCCAAGCAACGGACAGAGAGUGAAUCCCCCACCACCACCUCAAGUUAGAAGUGUUACUCCUCCACCACCUCCAAGAGGCCAGACUCCCCCUCCACGAGGCACAACUCCACCUCCCCCCUCAUGGGAACCAAACUCUCAGACAAAGCGUUAUUCUGGGAGCAUGGAAUACGUAAUCUCCCGAAUCUCUCCUGUUCCACCUGGGGCAUGGCAGGAGGGCUACCCUCCAGCACCUCUUAACACUUCUCCCAUGAAUCCUCCUAACCAGGGACAGAGAGGCAUUAAUUCUGUUCCAGUUGGCAGACAACCAAUCAUCAUGCAAAGUACUAACAAAUUUAACUUUCCACCAGGGAGACCUGGAGUUUCAAAUGGUGGUGGUCAGACCGAUUUUAUCAUGCACCAAAAUGUUGUUCCUGCUGGUGCUAUGAAUCGGCAGCCACCACCUCCAUACCCUCUCACCCCAACUAAUGGACAAAGCCCUUCUGCUUUACAAACAGGGGGAUCUGCUGCUCCUCCAUCCUAUGCAAAUGGAAAUAUUCCUCAAUCAAUGAUGGUGCCAAACAGGAACAGUCAUAACAUGGAGCUUUAUAAUAUUAAUGUACCUGGACUGCAAACAACUUGGCCCCAGUCAUCUUCUGCUCCUGUCCAAUCAUCCCCAAGCAGUGGGCAUGAAAUUCCUACAUGGCAACCUAACAUACCAGUGAGGUCAAAUUCUUUUAAUAACCCAUUAGGAAGUAGACCAAGUCACUCUGCUAAUUCUCAGCCUUCAGCCACUACAGUCACUGCGAUCACACCAGCUCCUAUUCAGCAGCCUGUGAAAAGCAUGCGUGUCUUGAAACCAGAGCUGCAGACUGCUUUAGCCCCUACCCAUCCUUCUUGGAUGCCACAGCCAAUUCAGACUGUUCAGCCUACCCCUUUUCCUGAGGGUACAGCUUCAAAUGUGCCUGUCAUUCCACCUGUUGCUGAAGCUCCAAGCUAUCAAGGUCCACCACCACCUUAUCCAAAACAUCUGCUACACCAAAACCCAUCUGUCCCUCCAUAUGAGUCAAUAAGUAAACCAUGCAAAGAUGAUCAGCCUAGCUUACCCAAGGACGAUGAUGGUGAGAAAAGUUUGGAAAAUGUUGAUAGUGGGGAUAAAGAAAAGAAACAGAUUACAACUUCACCUAUCACUGUUAGGAAAAACAAGAAAGAUGAAGAACGAAGAGAAUCUCGUAUUCAGAGUUACUCCCCUCAGGCAUUUAAAUUCUUUAUGGAGCAACACGUGGAAAAUGUCCUGAAAUCUCAUCAGCAGCGUCUGCAUCGGAAGAAACAGUUAGAAAAUGAAAUGAUGCGGGUUGGAUUGUCUCAAGAUGCCCAGGAUCAAAUGAGAAAGAUGCUUUGCCAGAAAGAGUCUAACUAUAUUCGUCUUAAAAGGGCUAAAAUGGACAAGUCUAUGUUUGUGAAGAUAAAGACACUAGGAAUAGGAGCGUUUGGUGAAGUCUGUCUAGCAAGAAAAGUUGAUACUAAAGCUUUGUAUGCAACAAAAACUCUGCGAAAGAAAGAUGUUCUACUUCGAAAUCAAGUUGCUCAUGUUAAAGCCGAGAGAGAUAUUCUGGCUGAAGCUGACAAUGAAUGGGUGGUUCGCUUGUAUUACUCAUUCCAGGAUAAGGACAAUUUGUACUUUGUGAUGGACUACAUUCCUGGGGGUGAUAUGAUGAGCCUAUUAAUUAGAAUGGGCAUCUUUCCAGAAAAUCUGGCACGAUUCUACAUAGCAGAACUUACCUGUGCAGUUGAAAGUGUUCAUAAAAUGGGUUUUAUUCAUAGAGACAUUAAACCUGAUAACAUUUUGAUUGACCGAGAUGGCCAUAUUAAAUUGACUGACUUUGGUCUGUGCACUGGCUUCCGAUGGACACAUGAUUCCAAGUACUACCAGAGUGGGGAUCAUCCACGGCAAGAUAGCAUGGAUUUCAGUAAUGAAUGGGGAGAUCCCUCCAACUGUCGGUGUGGAGACAGACUAAAGCCACUAGAACGGAGAGCUGCACGCCAGCACCAGCGGUGUCUAGCACAUUCUUUGGUUGGGACUCCCAAUUAUAUUGCACCUGAAGUACUACUACGAACAGGAUAUACACAGUUGUGUGAUUGGUGGAGUGUUGGUGUUAUUCUUUUUGAAAUGUUGGUGGGACAGCCUCCUUUCUUGGCACAAACACCAUUAGAAACACAAAUGAAGGUUAUCAACUGGCAAACUUCUCUUCACAUUCCCCCUCAAGCUAAGCUGAGUCCUGAAGCCUCUGACCUCAUCAUCAAACUCUGCCGAGGACCAGAAGAUCGCCUAGGCAAGAAUGGUGCUGACGAAAUAAAGGCUCACCCAUUCUUUAAAACCAUUGAUUUCUCCAGUGAUCUGAGACAGCAGUCUGCUUCAUAUAUCCCCAAAAUCACACACCCAACAGAUACGUCCAAUUUUGACCCUGUUGAUCCUGAUAAGUUGUGGAGUGAUGAUAAUGAGGAAGAAAAUAUCAAUGACACUCUGAACGGCUGGUAUAAAAACGGAAAGCACCCUGAACAUGCUUUCUAUGAGUUUACCUUUCGGAGGUUUUUUGAUGACAAUGGCUACCCAUACAAUUAUCCAAAGCCUAUUGAAUAUGAAUACAUUAAUUCACAAGGCUCUGAGCAACAGUCUGAUGAAGAUGAUCAACACGCAGGCUCAGAUGUAAAAAACCAUGAUCUAGUAUAUGUUUAAUAGACUAGGAGAUAAUUGUAAGAAUUUGCAGAAAGACCUGAAAUGCAGGGGUUUUUUAGGUUUUGAGAAGAUUAUGCAAAUGUGACAGAGUUUGUGCUCUGUGUACAAUAUUUUAUUUUCCUAAAUUAGGGGAAAUUGUUUUAAAAUGUUAAUUUAUUCCACCCUUUUAAUUCAGUAAUUUAGAAUAAAUUGUUAUAAGGAAAGUAAAUUAUGAGCUGAGUAUUAUAGUCAGUUCUUGGUACUUUGUUAUAAGGAAAAUAAAUUAUGAGCUGAGUAUUAUAGUCAGUUCUUGGUACUUAAAGUACUUAAAAAAUACUGCUCUGUCUAAAAAGAGAAACCUGGUAUCUAUUUGUAUAUAUGCUAAAUAAUUUAAAAUUCAAGAGUUUUUGAAAAGUUUUAUCUUGCUUUAACCAAAUAUGAAACAUAUCCAUAUUUCCCCUGUAACUUUGGUUUUAGUUCACAAUAAGCUAAAUAAAGUAAGCUAUCAUUUCAGAAGGUGUACCUAGGCUAAUGCUAAUCUGGAAAUCAUAUCCUGGAAUCACGAAUACAGAGCAGAAAAAAAUGAGUUCACUAGAAAUAAUGCAGUUUACCCCUUCCCUCCACAAAAAUCUUUAACCUAGCAUUUCCUCUCAAUUACUGACUUUAAAAGAAGUCAGGGCACUACUAGUUUGUUUCCAUAUUGGUAUUAAUGCUGCUUCCAGUUUUAAAAGGGAACAAAGUUGCCAUAAAUCAAAUUUUCAAAUACUGAAAACUAAGAUCUGUAAUAUUUUUAUCUUAAAAUUAGAAGAAAAAUUUCCAUCUCCUAAUCAAAGAAAUUAGUUUCAGUUUGUAAAAUGUUGAUUAGAAUUUAUUUGUAUGGACUCACUAAGAAAGUACUUUCCUAGGGGCUGGGGAUAUAACUUAGUGGUAGAGCACUUGCCUAACAUACACAAAGCCCUGGGUUCAAUCCCCAGCACCGCUGUCCCCCAAAGGUACCUUGGCUGUACAGCGACUAAUCUUGAUUGUGUCGUCAAUGCUGUAGAUUUCCUCUUUCAGAAUAGUGCUACAAUGCAAGUCACUGGCACAGGAAAAUGUUUCUAUUGGCACUAUUAUACCUAAGAGUAGAUUAAUUGGUUAAAAAAGAAUUAUUAACUCCUAAUUGGGAUGACCAUUCCUAAUUAGAAGAAGAUAUAUAGUGGUUUAGAAAUUGAAGGUUUCCUAACUUAUUUAAGAUUAAUGUGCCUAUUUAUAUAAUGUUUAGGUUCUAAGGAAGAAUUGUGGCUUCAUAACAAAAUGCAUAGUAACAUCUUUUAGAAAGAAGAAUUGGGCUGUAUUCUGACCCUAGUAAAGUUUGUAUGUUAUUUCCUUUUAUCUUAAGUUUACUGACAUGAAUUGCUUUAUCAGACUCAUUGUUUGUGGAUAGGAAUGAAAUUUACCUAUCUAGCUUUCUUGUAAAAGACAAUUUGUUUGAAACCAUGUGUAUAAUAAAAUUAAAGUCAGUUAUUUGGUUGAAUUGAGGAAAGAAAAAAUUAUUAGGUUAUUAGCUUACAUUUUCAUGUCCAGUUUAGAACCUGUUGCAGUGUAAGGGUGGACCUUUGGGGUUUCUGGUUCUUUUGAAAUGGAAGCUUUGUGAACUUUAGCCCUAGUGAAAAAGUGCAUGUCAACACAUACACAGAAAGUGUUGCAUGCACUUCCAGGGGUCCCUGAAUAUGAUUUAAAAAAAAAAAAAUCCUUAGACAACAGAUUAAAGACCUACAUCCUGUAAGUAAAUUGCUACAUUAAACUGAAAACUCUUAAUUUAUUGCACAGUCCUAGAUGAGCACAUUUUGUAAAAACAAUGAUGAUCUGUCAUUGGAAAGGUUUCUAGAGCACGAUGUGAUGACCCUGUGAAUGCUGGCACAACACUGACAUGUUCUAAACACUGUUUUUGAGGGCACUAAAAUGUCUAGUGUUAUUGUAAGAGAAUGUGCUAUCAUGAAACAGCCUUUAAAUCAUGGGCAUUGGAAUAAUCUGUAAACUCCUAUGCAAAACAUACUUAUUCAAGAAUUUUUUACUUGGUCCCCACAUUUGAGCUUUCUCACUCAGAUUUACAUUUUCAUUUAGUGGUUUUACUCAUGGAUUAUGGUGCAAUACAGUAGAAAAUCAACUUCAUCAUGUUCACACUGCAGGAAAACAAAGGUGCUGUCUUUCCCUUUCCAUGACCAUGUCUCCUCAGAAUAUAAAGACCACAAAUUCUGUGUUCUUCUGAACGCCUCUGACAGUAUAAGUGUCUAAUAUUUGCUGGAGGCAGUAUACAAGCAUUGGUAUCUGUGAUUUUAGUAUUUUAUCCACAAUUUUAAUAUUUUGGAUACUCAUAUUGGCUAUUUUAUUCCCUGACUACAUCCAGUUUUUCCAGCCUGAAGCUGGUGCUUUCUGAGCAGCAAUGAGAACAGUAUAAAACCUGGACACUCAACUGCAGCAAGGUGAAGACACUGUUCUCCAUGCUGUCCCAGAAAACUGGCUGUCUGUGUACUUGCCCCUUUAAUGCGGAUCAAUAGUAUUUAUAAAAUGCGUUCUAUAAUUAUGUAUUGUACAUACUGUUGUGUAUUCAGUGACGUCCUGAGGCAGGCCCUGUUGCUGUAUCUGACCUACCUUCCUAUUUGUAAUAGAAACUAUAGAAUGUAUGACUAAGAAGUCACUUUGAGAUUGACUUUUUAAAAAAGUUAUUUCCUUCUGCUGUUGAGAAGUGCAAAACUGUGAGUGGAAAUGUUUAUUCUGACUUAAUAAUACGUUAGAAAUUAGAAACACAGUGGGAGGAGUUUUAGAUAUGCUGCUGCUGUUACCCAAGGUACUUUAGAAAUUUUUCUUUAAUAAACAAAAUAUCCCUUUGAUAUUUAAAGUGAAAGUCUUUUUGUUUUUUAAUCUAAAAUAAAACGUAAUUUGGGUCAACAUUGGUAUAUUUAUAAAGUGCCUUAGUUAUAUUCCUUUGUGGAGGGCACUUCCCAGUUUACUUUUAUAUUGUAUUAUGUAUAUAAGUAUUUUGUAUUAAAGUGGAAUCAAUGGCAACACUACCAUUUUAUAAAAUAAUGCUUUGCUAGAAAAAAGAAUUACAGCUUUGCAAUAUAACAACGGUUUUGCGUAUUUCUGAAUGUAAUAGAACAAAUAAUCAGUCUGAAUGAAUCUAUUUGUAUUUUCCCAAUCAUUUCCACUAGUGUAACAUUUGCUGGGAUAAUAAAAAAGAAAAAAAGCAAAAUUCAAGUCUUUCAA
Molecule: messenger RNA, 7017 nt
Organism: Peromyscus leucopus (white-footed mouse)
Lineage: Eukaryota; Metazoa; Chordata; Mammalia; Rodentia; Cricetidae
Gene: Lats1
Product: large tumor suppressor kinase 1
Exons: 8
Coding region: 400-3792 (1130 amino acids)
Biological process (GO): regulation of organ growth; peptidyl-serine phosphorylation; G1/S transition of mitotic cell cycle
Cellular component (GO): spindle pole; cytosol; mitochondrion
Molecular function (GO): protein binding; ATP binding; glutathione-disulfide reductase (NADPH) activity
Source: RefSeq, a predicted model, not a curated record